Molecule: messenger RNA, 378 nt
Organism: Paramecium sonneborni
Lineage: Eukaryota; Ciliophora; Oligohymenophorea; Peniculida; Parameciidae
Source: the annotation of a GenBank genome assembly
AUGUCAGUUUCAAGUUUACCAAAACGAGGAAUUAACAAGCUAAUAACUAUACCUUUAAAAAUGUGUUGCCCAUCCCAAUGUGCAUGCAAAUCUAAUUAAAUAAGAACUUGGUAUCAUAUAAAAUGUGGAGCACCUCGGCUCCUGACCGAGUAGGGUGAUGUCAUCUGUAACUGUUAAGUUGAAUUCAUUCAGGAUGUUAUCUUUUAAUGUGAUAAGGCAAAAUAAUCUAAUACUUGGUAUCAGCAUAAAUCUAUGUCAACAAUUUUUAUUGCAAUUACAUAAUCCCUGUAGGCUGCAGAAUUGGUUUUGGGAAAUGAUGAUUUGUAGAAAUUUUCAUAAAAUUUAAUGACUUUUAUUGUAAAAAGAUGGAAGAGUUGA